Molecule: messenger RNA, 1593 nt
Organism: Rhipicephalus microplus (southern cattle tick)
Lineage: Eukaryota; Metazoa; Arthropoda; Arachnida; Ixodida; Ixodidae
Product: monocarboxylate transporter 13
Biological process (GO): transmembrane transport
Molecular function (GO): monocarboxylic acid transmembrane transporter activity
Source: RefSeq, a predicted model, not a curated record
UUUUGUAAUUGAACAGGCCAGGCAGGCUUAGGUGACUGGCUGUCAUAGCGAUGUCUGAUGUCGACUUCCUACCACAAAUGAUACUUCGUUGUAUUGAGUGAUCGUCACACAGGAAAUAUUUCUGAAGCCAGCGCCUCUAGAAGUUCAUGCGCUGAUGAGGAUACGACCAUAUGAAGGUACUGCAUUGUGCGGCCUGUACGUCGCUUCCAAUGUUUUGCUGGCGGAACACUUUGAGAAGCGAAGAGCGACGGCCAGCAGUUUCGUAUUUGCCGCUUUUGGUUUCAACUCUAUCUUUCUUACACCACUGAUUGAGUUCUUCCGAACAACAUACGGAAUUAGGGGUGCAUUUCUUCUCUACGGAGCUAUUCUUCUCAACAUUAUUCCUGCUGUCAUUGUUCUCAGAAGUCCAUCAUGGCUGACAAAGCCGAAAAUUGCAAGAAGGAAGACGCAAGCUGAGGAUUACGAAGUUGUUCAAGCCUCUUUUCUGAUUGAACCAGUGAACGGAGAGCGUACUGAAGUCCAAGAAUCUGAAAGUCAGUUUUCUUGCCCAAUUCCGCACUUGGACUGUGAGAAACCAGAAAUAUUGCCUGUCAAAAACCAGAAAAUGCCACCCUAUUCUUGUUUGGUUUUGAAGAAGAGGUCACUGAAGCUAAAUUAUGCUAAAGAAUGCAUCCUAAAUGUUACACUUCCCACAGCGGCGAGACCAUUUUUUACGCUGACAUUUUUCACCCAAGCUCUCUCUUUCGCAGCCAUAAUUUUCAGUGCAAACAUCUUCACCAUAAUUACAGCCGACCUCGCCGCAGAUCGCGGUAUGACUCCUUCAGACGCGGUGUAUUUGCUACAAGCUUUCUCGGCAGCAGAUAUCGCCUUCAGAGCUGUAGCUGGUGUCAUGGUUGAUUCACACACGUUAUCGCAUGAAUUGGUCAUGUUGAUUGGAUAUGUAGCGCAUGGUCUCGCAUACGAGUGGCUGGUCUGGGUGAAUGCAUUUCCCCAAUUUGUUGUCGCAUCCAUCUUCAUGGGCUCCACGUACGGCUCACGAACGUGUCUACAGGGAUCCAUAUUGGUGAAGGACUUUGGCAUCGCCGCACUGCCAGUGGUUAUGGGAGGCGUGUUUUUCGCCACCGGCGUGGUUCUCCUUCUCACUCCACUAGUAAUCGGAUACUUCAGAGACACGUACGGUGACUACACCGGACUACUGCAUUGCUUAGCAGUUGUCAAUAUUUUCUUCGUGAGCAUUUGGACAUUCAAGCUGAUCGCUAAAAGGAGAGCAAAGACGACGAUGAACUCUAAGACUGGACAAGAUGUGUUCUCAGUGAAGAGUACAAAGCAGAAACCGGCAAUAUAGUAGGGUAGGCCGUUUCGUGAAAAAAAAAAUGAAGUGGCUGGUAAGGGCCAGUUUGAUGGGCAUAUUCGACACUGCUCAAACAAACAGGACUGAAGAAGAGAAUACACGGGUACAGACAGGUGGUGCUCAAAAUAACGACUAUUAGACAGGUUGGUUCGCACUUUUUUCAUGCUUACUUGUGCCUUUUUUCGCGUGGCAUUUUUGUGUUUGAGCAUGGCAUUGAAACAAACUGUACACUUGUUAGACUC